Messenger RNA from Paramecium sonneborni, 736 nucleotides. The record is from the annotation of a GenBank genome assembly. NCBI's taxonomy places the organism in Eukaryota, Ciliophora, Oligohymenophorea, Peniculida, Parameciidae.
AAUUAAUUGGUGAAUGAUUUCAAAGGAAGAUUACUUAUGUUCAAUAUGUCUUGGAAUUUUUAUAGAUCCUUGUAGACUAAAAUGCUAACAUGUAUUUUGUCAAUCUUGUCUAUUGGAUUUAAUUGACUUCCACAAUAUCAAAUAUAAAUGUCCAAUGUGCAGAGUUGAAUUUAUCAACAAAGAAAAUCCUUUGAUUAUUGAUCUAGAAUUAUAAGCUUUUGUAUAGAAUAACUUUCCUAACUAAUACUAAUAAAGAGUUGAGGAAUAAAAGAUAAUUAGGUCAUUACUUCCUAAUGAAUUAAAAAUUGAAGUUAAUUAUGGAAAUUACUAUAAAUUUGAGGAUGAUGAAGAUGAUGGUUUACAACAUUAAUGGACUGUACAUGUUAGUUUGGAUUAUACAAAGCAAUCAGAUAAAAUUGCAUUAAACAAUUUGGAUUUAAAUAGUUUAAUUAAGAAUGUUACUUUCACAUUGGAUGAAACAUUCUUUCCUGAUGUAAUUACAGUUAGAUAACCUCCCUUUUUAUUAACUAGAUGGGGAUGGGAUGUUUUUACAAUUCCUAUCAAAAUAAAAUUUAAAAAAGAACAUAAAAUUCAACCAAUCGAAUUAGAACAUCAUUUAGUCUUUGAAGAUGAUGGUAUAGAGAAAAGAUAAAUUGUUAAAAUUGAUAUUAGCAAUUUAUCUUAAUUUUAGGUUUUAAAAUAGAAUUCUUAAUAACAAUUAUAAUAAUAAUAGUGA